AUGCAAAUGGAAGCUGCGGAGGCCGCGCGGCCCUAUGCGGAACGCAUGGGCGCGGUGCUGACCAACCUCGCGGAAGCAUUCGAGGGUCGCGAUGACGCUCCGAAGCUGAUGUCCGGCACGGGCAGCGACCAGGUUCAUCUCCUGGUUGUCGCUACCGCAGAACGCGGGCUUUGCGGGGGAUUCAACACGAACAUUGCCAAGCUGGCUCGUGAAAAGGCGCGCAGCCUGAUCGCGGACGGCAAGACGGUCAAGAUCAUCUGUGUCGGCAAGAAGGGUUUUGAUGCCCUCAAGCGCGAACUCGGCCAGCAUGUGAUCAAGACGAUCGAUCUGCGCAGCGUAAAGAAUGUGGGGUUUGUCAAUGCCGAUGAGAUCGGCAAAGAGGUUCUCUCCAUGUUUGCUGACGGCGAAUUCGACGUCUGCACGUUGUUCUAUUCGACGUUCAGGUCGGUGAUUGCACAAGAGCCGACGGCAAAGCAGUUGAUCCCGGCAAGUUUCGAAAUCGACGAGACUGAGGACCGUAGCGGUGCCCAGCCGGUUUACGAAUAUGAGCCGGAUGAAGCGGAAAUCCUUGAGGAUCUGCUGCCGCGUAACAUUUCCGUCCAGAUUUUCCGGGCUCUUCUGGAAAAUGCUGCUUCCGAACAGGGUGCCCGCAUGUCCGCGAUGGACAAUGCGACCCGCAAUGCCGGUGACAUGAUCGACAAACUGACGAUCAACUACAAUCGCCGGCGUCAGGUCAUCGGCGCCGUUGUCGACGUCAAGUUCGAUGACCACCUGCCGUUGAUCCUGAACGCUCUGGAAGCGGAUAACCAGGGUGUACGCCUGGUUCUUGAGGUGGCACAGCACCUCGGCGAGAACACGGUACGCACCAUCGCAAUGGACUCCACCGAGGGUCUGGUGCGCGGACAGGACGUCGUCGACACCGGCUCACCGAUUGCGGUGCCGGUUGGCGAUGGCACGCUGGGCCGCAUCAUGAACGUUAUCGGCGAGCCGGUUGACGAAGCUGGUGAAAUUCCACACACCGACAAGCGCGGCAUCCACCAGGAAGCGCCAUCGUUCAUCGAACAGUCCACCGAAGCUGAAAUCCUGGUGACGGGCAUCAAGGUCGUCGACCUUCUCGCCCCUUACGCAAAGGGCGGCAAGAUCGGUCUGUUCGGUGGUGCCGGCGUUGGCAAGACCGUUCUGAUCAUGGAAUUGAUCAACAACGUCGCCAAGGCUCACGGCGGUUACUCGGUGUUCGCUGGUGUUGGCGAGCGAACUCGUGAGGGCAAUGACCUUUACUGGGAAAUGAUCGAAUCCGGCGUGAACAAGGAAGGCGGCGGGGAAGGCUCCAAGGCUGCUCUUGUGUAUGGCCAGAUGAACGAGCCUCCCGGAGCGCGUGCGCGUGUUGCGUUGACCGGUCUGACAGUUGCGGAGCACUUCCGUGACGCUGGUCAGGACGUUCUGUUCUUUGUUGACAACAUCUUCCGCUUCACCCAGGCCGGUUCCGAAGUGUCCGCGCUUCUCGGCCGUAUCCCGUCUGCUGUGGGCUACCAGCCGACACUUGCCGUGUAUGUUCCGGCCGAUGACUUGACCGACCCUGCACCGGCCUCGACCUUUGCCCACUUGGAUGCGACGACGGUUCUGAACCGCGCGAUUGCGGAAAAAGGCAUCUAUCCGGCUGUGGAUCCGCUGGACUCCACGUCCCGCAUGCUGGACGCCCGCAUCAUCGGUGAAGAGCACUACGAUACUGCCCGUGCCGUUCAGGGUACGCUUCAGCGCUACAAGGCGCUGCAGGACAUCAUCGCCAUUCUCGGCAUGGAUGAACUGUCUGAAGAAGACAAACUGACCGUGGCCCGUGCCCGUAAGAUUGAGCGCUUCCUGUCUCAGCCGUUCUUCGUCGCAGAGGUGUUCACCGGUUCACCGGGCAAACUGGUUGCUCUGGAAGACACGAUCAAAGGCUUCAAGGGCCUCGUUGAUGGUGAAUAUGAUCACCUGCCGGAAGCUGCAUUCUACAUGGUGGCUGAGGUCGUUGUGCCCGGUGCUGAAGGCGAGUUUGGCGUUCUUAAGGACCAUAGCCUGUUCAUGUCCAGCAUAGCGCCGGGCAUUCUGAAGGUCCGCAACGAAGGCGAUUCCUGGACGGAAUACUUCGUGCGCGGCGGCUUUGCCGAUGUAUCGGCCGACGGGUUGACGGUGCUUGCCGAACAGGCUGUUCCGGUCUCGGAGAUCAGCCGCGAACAACUUGAUCUCGCGAUCAAGAACGCGGAGGAAGACGCUGCAGACGCCAAGGACGACAUGACCAGGCAGAAGGCAGACCGGACACUUCGCAGGCUCAAGGAUGUUGCCGAGGCCCUGAAACAGGUCUGA
Effrenium voratum is the source of this 2343-nucleotide messenger RNA. Lineage: Eukaryota; Dinophyceae; Suessiales; Symbiodiniaceae. The record is from the annotation of a GenBank genome assembly.